CUCAGAGGAAGUACCCUCUUAGCUCCGCCCCUCCGGGCUGUACUGUUGUUAGGUGAUUUACCUCUGCGCCAUCUUGCGUGCGUGCUGUGGCGUCGGUGCCGUCUGUGGCGUCGUUGCUAUGUAGAUCAUAGGAAUUUCAAAGCAGCAAGAGAAUGUAAAGCUUACCCAGUACACCUCCUGACACCACUGGGGCUUAGAAAAGAAAAGUGUGAGCCCUCAGUUCACCUCGAGGUAGAAGAACCUCAACUAGGGCCCAGCAUUCAUGACUCCAAUUCAAACUGGAAUCUGCAUCUUGAAUUUUCUGAGGAGAACAUCUGGGCUUCAGGGUUCUUACCAGAGGUACCUUCUAUGCUGGUUGUUGUCUAUCAAGAGGUGCUCUUAAAAGUAGGAAAGAAGUGUCUUCAGGAAAGGGCUGGUUUCUACUCUUUUAACAUCGUGUCUGGAGUUUACUUCCUGAGAGUAACAUUUGUCAUUUGAGGACAUCAACUCACAAGUUGUCCAUUCUGUUACUUCUCCCUCCUCACCUAACAAACAACUCACUACUGUGAUCUGCCUUUUAAUUUGUUCAGGUCUCUUUGCAAGGAAAUAGCUGCAAUCAACGGUAGUCCUGUUACACCUUCAUCAUGUUUCUCUUGACCAGAAAUGCACUAAAUAGGUUCAAGAUUCGAAGCAUUCAACAAAUUAGGUCAAGACAGAGCCACGAAAAUCAUUCAGAAGAUUUCCAUGACAAAUACGGUAACACUGUACUAGCCAGUGGGACCGCUUUCUGUGUUUUUGCAUGGGUGUUUAUAGCCACACAGAUCGGAAUAGAAUGGAACCUAUCUCCUGUCGGCAGAGUCACUCCAAAAGAGUGGAAUGAUGAGGAACCAUCAAAGUUACUGUAAUACAAAAUUGUUUCAAAAUCAGCUUGUCAUUUAAGCACUCUGCUGCUCAUUAAAAUAUAGCAUAGUUGAAGAAAUAAAAUACAUUUGAAACCUUUAGAAAGUUGUUUGGUUAAGCAACUGCCUUUGUCUCAAGUCAUGAUCCCAGAGUCCUGGGAUCGAGUCCCAA
Zalophus californianus (California sea lion) is the source of this 1050-nucleotide messenger RNA. Its product is annotated as cytochrome c oxidase subunit 7B2, mitochondrial. The transcript is spliced from 6 exons. The record is from RefSeq and is a predicted model, not a curated record. Bases 624 to 884 code for a protein of 86 amino acids. Gene Ontology annotation, biological process: mitochondrial electron transport, cytochrome c to oxygen. NCBI's taxonomy places the organism in Eukaryota, Metazoa, Chordata, Mammalia, Carnivora, Otariidae.